AUGCUCGAGACUUUGGAAUAUAAAGGACGGUUGCCAAGUAAAGAUAUAGAGCCGUAUGAGUGGUCAAAUUAUGCUGAAAGUCACGUAGAACAACAAAAGGAAGUCAUCAGAUACCUUGAAAAACAUCUCGUUCCGAAGCUUCCUUCCGAAAUAAUGAUGCUCAACGUCGCCAACGAUAAAGAGUUUCUCGAUAUAUAUGACCAUCCACAACUUCCAUAUGAUCUUCGGGGUGGAACUGAUAUUAUCCUAGAAGUGCAACCUGUGCACGUGUAUCAAGCUAUUAUGGAGAUGAUUGCUGCUGACCUUUAUGUAAACGACAAAAUUAAGGUUUUCGGAGUGCUUACUGAUCUAAAAGACAUAUGGAACAUUUAUUGG
Messenger RNA from Paraglomus occultum, 375 nucleotides. Lineage: Eukaryota; Fungi; Glomeromycota; Glomeromycetes; Paraglomerales; Paraglomeraceae. The record is from the annotation of a GenBank genome assembly.